Messenger RNA from Chenopodium quinoa (quinoa), 1514 nucleotides. RefSeq names its product F-box protein At5g49610-like. The record is from RefSeq and is a predicted model, not a curated record. NCBI's taxonomy places the organism in Eukaryota, Viridiplantae, Streptophyta, Magnoliopsida, Caryophyllales, Amaranthaceae. The coding region runs from base 149 to 1255 and encodes 368 amino acids. Gene Ontology annotation, molecular function: protein binding. The transcript has 2 exons.
UUUUAAAAAUAAAAGAGCAAAGACUAAUUGGAGGAUGGAAAACGGAUUUUCCUCCGUCAAACAAAGGUCAUAGCGACUAUAGCUUCCAGUCAAAAUCCCUAACUUCUUUCAGAAAUUAGGACACAAUUUUUGGUCACUCUUAAUCAGGAUGGACAAAGGAAAGAAGCUGGGUAAUUCUAAUGUGGUGGGCAAGCCGGACAAGAUCUAUAUGGAUCUCAGAGAAAUAAUCCAGGAGCAUGCUAUCCGUUACCUUCCUGCUAAAUCUCUUUGCAGGUUCAAAGCCGUGUGCAGAGGCUGGAAACUACAGAUAUCAAGUCCAUUCUUUGAACACAGCCAAUCCUUUGCUUUUCGUUCUUUGUCGGGCUUCUUUUGUCAGUCUUCUGAUGGCUCCAUCUCCUUUAUACCCCUUGAUCCAAUGGCGUAUGGAAUCCCAGACCCAAAUUUGAAGUUCUUGCCUGAGCCUGUUGAUUUACUUGCAUCAUCUCAUGGUUUGCUCUGCUGUCGAGGUCGCACUAAUGAAAAGGCAUAUUAUAUUUGCAAUCCUGUCAACCAGCGCUGGAAGAAACUUCCUAACCCUGAAGCUAACCAUGGACAGAACACAUCUGUGGUACUUGUAUUUGAGCCAUCACUGCUAGACUUUUUGGCUGAUUAUAAGCUAAUUUGUGCUUUUCCCUCUACUGAUUUUGAUUGUGCUUAUGAGUUUGAAAUCUAUUCAUCACUUGAGAACUCGUGGAAGAUUUCCUCUGAGAUUUACUUUGGUGAAAAGGGAAGGAUAUUGAAGGGAGGUGGCUUUCAUCUGAACGGGUUUGUGUACUGGUUGGUAAACAAUCAUGUGAUUGGUUUUGAUCUAAAGAAAAAUCGUGUGAAAGUAAUCCCAUGCUAUGGAAUGUAUGGAACGCGUACCUUGGGCAGUGUGGACAGAAAACUUUGUGUAUCACACAGGAAAGGUUGUGAACUAAGCAUAUAUGUGUUGUCCAAUGAGUAUGCAAAUACUAUGCAUAUGGGAUCUGAAAGCAAGACAUGGGAACUGAAAAAAUUUAUGCUAUAUAGUAAUGCAGAUACUGGCAAUAAUGCAGCGAAUGAUUGUGAAGUGAAUCUUUUGUCUGUGAGAAGCGAUGUGAUUGUGUAUCCAAAAGGCAAAAACUUCUUGUCGUAUGAUCUAAGAACUAAGGAAACUACAAAUGUGAGCACUAAGGAAGAAUUUAACAGAAACAGUGUUUAUGUUCCUUAUGUUAACAGCCUAGUGUGGCUUUAGUGACUAAUGCAUCAGAUGGACCAGGGAUCAACUUUGAGUUUUAUACCGGUGUUUGGUGAAGAGGAUGGUUCCAUAUUACAGUAUUAUCGUCUGUUAAACUAUGAUUGUUAUAUAUCUUGCCUAUAUGAUCAGUAAAAUAGUUGGUUUAAGAGUACUAUUCCUAUGCAUAGUAUAUGUAUUUAAAUAGAUGUUGAAUUUAGUUAAGCUAUAUGAUGUAUCUAAAUUUUCUCAUAUAAAUGUUCUAUCUUCAUAUUUUACA